Messenger RNA from Phacochoerus africanus (Common warthog), 3212 nucleotides. RefSeq names its product kinesin family member 18B (gene KIF18B). The record is from RefSeq and is a predicted model, not a curated record. Lineage: Eukaryota; Metazoa; Chordata; Mammalia; Artiodactyla; Suidae. Gene Ontology annotation, molecular function: ATP binding; microtubule binding; microtubule motor activity. The transcript is spliced from 16 exons. Bases 129 to 2708 code for a protein of 859 amino acids. Gene Ontology annotation, biological process: microtubule-based movement.
GUUGGCGCGGGUGGAGUGCGUGGGGCGAGGGGGGUGUCUCUCUGCGGUGAUCCGGGUUCCUGUCUGCUGCGGCGGGACCCGGCAGCGAGCGGCGACACCAGCGACGGGGAACAACGAAGGGGGUUGCCAUGGUGAUGGCGGUGGAGGACAGCAUGGUACAGGUCGUGGUGCGGGUGCGACCCCCCACCCUGAGGGAGCUGGAGAGUCAGCGGCGGCCUGUGGUUCAGGUGGUGGAUGAGCGGGUGCUGGUGUUCGACCCUGAGGAGACCGACGGGGGCUUCCUUGGCCUGAAAUGGGGCAGCACCCACGAGGGCCCCAAGAAGAAAGGCAAAGACCUGACGUUUGUCUUCGACCGCGUCUUUGGCGAGGCAGCCACCCAGCAGGAUGUGUUCCAGCACACCACCCACGGCAUUCUGGACAGCUUCCUGCAGGGCUACAACUGCUCUGUGUUUGCCUAUGGGGCCACCGGGGCCGGGAAGACACACACCAUGCUGGGAAGCGAGGGGGACCCCGGCAUCAUGUACCUGACCACCAUGGAACUGUACAGAAGGCUCGAGGCCCGGAGGGAGGAGAAGCGAUUCGAGGUGCUCAUCAGCUACCAGGAGGUGUACAACGAGCAGAUCCACGACCUCCUGGAGCCCAAGGGACCCCUUGCCAUCCGUGAGGACCCCGACAAGGGGGUGGUGGUGCAAGGACUUUCCUUCCACCAGCCGACCUCGGCCGAGCAGCUGCUGGGGAUGCUGACCAGGGGGAACCGGAACCGCACGCAGCACCCCACUGACGCCAACGCCACGUCCUCCCGCUCCCACGCCAUCUUCCAGAUCUUCGUGAAGCAGCACGACCGGGUCCCCGGUCUGACCCAAGCCCUCCGGGUGGCCAAGAUGAGCUUGAUUGACCUGGCCGGCUCAGAGCGCGCAUCCAGCACCCACGCCAAGGGGGAGCGGCUGCGGGAGGGAGCCAACAUCAACCGCUCGCUGCUGGCCCUCAUCAACGUCCUCAAUGCCCUGGCCGAUGCAAAGGGCCGCAAGUCUCACGUGCCCUACCGGGACAGCAAGCUAACCCGCCUGCUCAAGGACUCCAUCGGGGGCAACUGCCGGACGGUCAUGAUUGCCGCCAUCAGCCCCUCCAGCCUGGCCUAUGAAGACACUUACAACACCCUUAAGUACGCCGACCGGGCCAAGGAGAUCAAACUCUCGCUGAAGAGCAACGUGAUCAGCCUGGACUGUCACAUCAGCCAGUACGCCACCAUCUGCCAGCAGCUCCAGGCUGAGGUGGCCGCCCUGAGGGAGAAGCUCCGAACAUAUGAGGCAGCAGCCCAGGCCCCGCAGCAAGACCCCCCACCAUCCCCCAAGUUGGGCCCUGGUCCGCACCAACUCUGCCCCUCACCUUCCUGCCUUCCCAGCCAGCCCUGCACCCCAGAGCUCCACCCAGGGUCACCAGUCCUUCAAGAGGGGACCCUGGGGACAGAGGCCCAGGUGGCAAAGGUCGUGGAAGGGAACACUUCAGAGCAGCCCCCAAAGGACAAGGAGGAAGGCCCGGCUGCAGAGGUUCCAAUCCAGGUGCCAGAGCAGAACCUCAGACACCCGUCGCCAGGGUCCCCUGACCUGACCCUGCAGCCCAAGCCAGUCGUGGGCCACCUGCCACCACAGAGCCUGAGUGGGGACCGUUCUGAACGGUUGGCCCUGAGGGUGCUGUGCCUGGCCCAACGUCAGUAUUCCCUGCUCCAAGCAGCCAACCUCCUGACCCCCGACAUGAUCGCAGAGUUUGAGACCCUGCAGCGGCUGGUGCAAGAGGAAAACAAGGAGCCUGGAGGAGAGGCCUCUGGGGAGCCUGGCCCGGCCAGGGGGGCACCUCUGGCUCAGGAAUUCAGUUUAGUAUCCAAGUCUCCAGGAUACUCUGGCCCCGUGACCCGGACCAUGGCAAGGCAACUCAGCGGUCUCAUACACACUCUGGGCGUCCCGCCUGGGCCGGACCGCACCCCAGCCCAGGCGUCCCAGCAGCCCAGAGAGAAGAAGAGGAGGAGACUGAGUCCCUUGGAGCCAGACAGCCCUCCAGCCCCAAAGCCUGGGACCAAGCGCCAGCGCCAGUCCCUCCUGCCCUGCCUGAGGAGGGGGUCCCUGCCUGAGGCUCGGCCUCCCUGCGGGCCCGCCACCCCCCCGAGGGGGAAGGUCUCCUCCCCCCGCCCUUCCCCUCGCUUCUGCCCAGCCACAGUCAUCAAGAGCCGGGUGCCCCUGGGCCCCUCCGCCUUGCAGAACUGCUCCACCCCUCUGGCCCUGCCGGCGCGGGACCUCAAUGCCACCUUUGACCUCUCCGAGGAGCCCCCCUCAAAGCUGGAUUUCCACCAAUGCCAGGGCUGGGACAGUGUCCCCCAGGACCUGAACAGGCUGGAUCAGCCCUUCAUUCCCAGUGGCCCCAUGCCCCUGUUCACCAUGAAGGGCCCCAAGCCAACAUCUUCCUUCCCCAGGACCUCGGCCCGCAAGAAGAGGCGCGUCCUGAGUUCCUCCGUCUCCCGAUCGCUGGGAGUGGCUCCGGGCCGCAGCCGCAUCGCCCGCCUCCCCAGCAGCACCUUGAAGAGGCCAGCGGGACCCCUGGCUGUCCCAGAGCCCCCCUCCAGUCCCCACUGCCUUGGCCACCAGAGGAGCCAGAAGGAACUGAUGGGGGUUGGGGGAACGAUGUCAGCUGGCAGCUGCUCCGCCAAGGUGUCCUGACCUCCAGGCCCCUCUUGGUCCUGGGAGCUGCCUGCACCAGGAGCCCGGAACUGCCUUCCUCGGCUCAGAGCAAUUAAUGCCAACGCCCUCUUCCUUUAUUAACCUUCUUCCCCCAGCCAUGCAUUCUGCUCCUCAGCCUCUUUAUUAGUCUCUGUUACACUCGGCUUCUCGGCAUGUAUGUAUUCAUUUGUGAGUGUUAACGUGUUGCUAUUUUAGAGGGUGCUACCACGGUCCCCCUCUAGCUUAUAAUGCCCUCUGUGCAGGAAGGGGGCUUGUGGGGGCUUUCUUGCCCAAAACGAUGAUGGUGCCUUGACUUCUAAGUGAAGAUAGUUUAUUGUUUUCGCCUAUUGUACACAGAAUACACACUCAGCAUAAAGAGAAGUGUAAAGAAGAAAGGGCAAUUUAGCCUUAAUGCUACCAUCCAGACGUAAGAGCUGUUAAUACUUAGGUUUAUAUCUUCUGAUCCUUUAUUUCUGUAUAUAUACAUAUAUAUGUGUGGGUAGA